Molecule: messenger RNA, 2179 nt
Organism: Cladophialophora immunda
Lineage: Eukaryota; Fungi; Ascomycota; Eurotiomycetes; Chaetothyriales; Herpotrichiellaceae
Exons: 3
Coding region: 174-1874 (566 amino acids)
Source: RefSeq, a predicted model, not a curated record
GUCAUGCGUUACCUGAAUCAAGCAAACGCAAAUUGCGGCUGAGGCGGUGGUGCAUCAAUGUAACAGUGAAACACACCUCGUGACAAAGAAAAAGAACCACUUUGCCCUUACUAAGCAUAUAGCACAUCCUGCCACUCAACUCUCCUGAGAGCAGAUUCGAAUUACAGAGCAAAAUGGCUCCAGCAUCCCGUCCAACUCCAACAAAUCCCAAACCCGCCGACUUUGGGCCCAAUGUGCACAUCUUCGAUCCGUCCAUGCCAAUGGCGGACAUCACCUCGACCAUAGCACCCAUAUUCCAGAGUCAAGACACGAACCAAUUUGGUACGGGACGCCAUGCAUAUCUCUUCAAGCCAGGAUCCUACAAUCUGAGUGUGGACGUGGGCUACUAUAUGACUGUUCACGGGCUGGGCCAUUCGCCAAACGAUGUGACCAUCACCGGUGCUGUGCAGUCGCUGGCGACCAGCACCCAAGGCCUGGCUCUCAACAGUUUCUGGCGUGGCGUCGAGAAUCUCUCCAUCGUGCCCACUACCAAUGGGGAUAUCAGCGGCUGGGCUGUCUCUCAGGCCACCUUCCUGCGCCGUGUGCACAUUGUCCACGGCCAGCUUUUUCUCUUUGACUGGCGCUAUCCAUCGAACUUUUCCAGCGGCGGCUUCAUAGCAGACUCACUUAUUGACAGGCAGAUCAUUUCCGGUUCCCAGCAGCAAUUCUUGACCCGCAACACGACUCUCACAAAUUGGAAUGGGGGUGUCUGGAACAUGGUCUUCGUUGGCGAUGACCAACCUCCGUCGGGAUCAUGGCCCGAUCAACCAUUCACCGUGGUAGAAAAGACCCCUGUCAUCCGCGAGAAACCCUAUCUUACCUUCGAAAACGACUACGCGGUACAAGUUCCCAACUUAAAGAGGGACAGCCAGGGUACAAGCUGGACCAAUCCCCUGGACUCUGCCACAACGCUACCAAUCAGUCAAUUCUACAUCGCCAAAGCAGCUACUGACACUGCCGAUUCUAUCAAUGAUGCCCUCCGCCAGGGCUACCACUUGAUUCUUACGCCAGGUGUCUAUCACCUCUCCAGAAGCUUGGAGGUCAAAUACUCCAGCACCGUGAUCUUGGGUCUCGGAAUGGCUACAUUGGUCCCCGACAACGGCACGCCGGCCAUGGUUAUCGACGACGUGGACGGCGUCUCAAUCAGUGGGAUCAUCUUUGAUGCAGGUCCGGCUCGAUCCCCCCAACUUCUGGUAAUUGGAGGUGCCAGCAGUACAAGUGACCACAGCGCAAAUCCCACGGCUCUGUUCGAUCUCUCUUGCCGCGUUGGAGGCGCAGCAGCAGGCUCUACACUUAACUGUAUCACCAUUAACUCCAACAACGUAAUCCUUGACAACAUCUGGAUCUGGCGUGCAGACCACGGCAACCCUGGAGCUGUUGGCUGGACCGUCAAUCCGGCCGACAACGGGCUGACGGUUCAGGGCCAGAACGUGGUCGCCUACGGCUUGUUCGUCGAGCACUUUCAAAAGGUCCAGACCGCAUGGAACGGCAAUGGUGGACAAGUUUAUAUGUACCAGUCGGAGAUCCCGUAUGAUCCCCCUGACCAGGCCUCGUGGCAACAGCCGACAGGAAGCAAGGGCUAUGCAUCGUACAAAGUAGGUGAUCAAGUCAGCUCCCACACUGCCAAGGGUCUUGGGAUCUACUGCAAUUUCGACAACCAGGUCGAGCUCGAUAACGCCAUCGAGACACCGACAGGAACGGGCAUUCAACUCAACCACUUGACUACGCAGUGGCUUAAUGGGAAGCCGUUCAGCGCAAUUAACCACAUCAUUAACGGCACUGGUGAUCGCGUGUACGAUAAUGGACGAAACUUGAAUGCAAAAUCGGCUACUUGAGUUCGGUCGUCAAUUUGGCCGCUACUCGUGCCUGUGUGGAAGCUUGACCGACCUGGUUCAGAGAUGCCAUCAUUCCAGUAUGUCAUAUGGUCAAAUCACGCUUCUACAAGGGAUUCAGCCCAAACCCUGAACACUCGGCGAACCACCAUUAUGUAUUUCGGAGAACCAUAUGAUAGCCCGCGGGAUGGAGGUCAGAAACAUGGGGGGUGAAGACAAAGCGUUCUACUUACAACGGUAUAUUCUUUCUCUCCACCAUGACACAGCAGCCUUUCGAUGCAACGCACAUUAUGCCCACAAAGUAUGAA